AUGGAAAUUACAAUCAAUUCUAAUGAGAUGAUCAAACCAUCUUCUCCAACUCCUCCUCACCUCCGUUCUUUCAAACUUUCCCUUCUUGAUCAAUUUGUCCCCACCAUGUAUACACCCAUCUUACUCUUCUUUCCAGCCGGAAACUUCUCCGACGAUGAUCACCGGCAAGUAAGGUCUCGUAUUCUUAAGAACUCUCUCUCGACAUUCCUCACACGCUACUACCCACUUGCCGGAAGAUUAAACGGAAACAUCUCCGUUGAAUGUAAUGAUGAAGGUGUGUAUUAUUCCGAAGCCGAAGUUGAUUCUUCUCUUCUCGAUGUUCUAAGAGAACCGGAGAUUGAAACCAUGAAAAAAUUGAUGCCACCCAAGAAUAAAAACGAUAUUUUGUUCUUGGUUCAAGUUACUUUUUUCGAAUGUGGAGGAUUGUCUAUAGGUGUUUGUAUAUCCCACAAGUUCUCCGAUGCAGCCUCUACCACCACGGUCAUUCGAGCAUGGGCGGCGGAGGCGGAGGCUUUCAUGCAUCAUGAAAGCAUCCUCCUAGUGGCUCCUCAGUUAUCCUCUGCAGCCAUCUUCCCGCCCAUCGAUAACUUACCGAUGGGGAAGCUUGCGGACGAGUUUGACAAGGAGAAGCCACGUGUAGUAGUGCGGAGAUACGUGUUUAGUGCAUCAAAGAUCGCGUCUCUGAAGGAAAUCGCGGUUAGUGAGGAAGUACGAUCGCCUUCGAGGGUUGAGGUCGUGUCGGCUUUUCUUUGGAGACGCACGAUUAGGACUAUUAAGUUAAAGUUGGGGACCCAUAGGCCAUUGGCAAUUGUCUGGCCCGUAAAUUUACGGGCCAGAUUGUUGCCACCUUUGGGGUCGGAUACAUUUGGAAAUAUUGCCAUACCGAUGGUUAUGGAAGGUCAAGAUGAAAGUGAAUGUGAGAUUAAGUUGUCGAAAUUAAUUAACGUAAUGAGACGUGGUAUAUUGGAAAUUGAUAGUAAGUAUGGAAGAGAAUUGGGGACGGAAGAACUUGUGGGUGAGAUCUUUAAAUCUUACACCGAGGUAGGGAAGAUAUUGGAGAAGGCAUCGGAGAUGGAUUUUCAUGGGCAUUCGAGUUGGUGUAGGUUUCCUUUGUACGAGGUUGAUUUUGGAUGGGGUAAGCCGGUUUGGGCAACCAUUGCAUACAUCGAACAUCCGAAUACGGUCGUGCUAAUGGAUGCUAGAGACGAUGGGGCAAUAGAAGCAUGGGUAAGCUUGAAGGAAGAAGACAUGUUUAUCUUUGAACAAGAUGAUGACUUGUCGAAAUUCGCCACUUUGAAUCCUUGUCCAUAUGUUUAG
Messenger RNA from Impatiens glandulifera, 1317 nucleotides. Its product is annotated as stemmadenine O-acetyltransferase-like. Lineage: Eukaryota; Viridiplantae; Streptophyta; Magnoliopsida; Ericales; Balsaminaceae. The coding region runs from base 1 to 1317 and encodes 438 amino acids. The record is from RefSeq and is a predicted model, not a curated record. The transcript has a single exon.